AGCGGCUGUAGUGUAAUAAACCUUGGCAGUGAUGUCAGAGCUCCCAUAGCUGUAUAUGUGUUACACACAGGAAUGACGGAGCUCCUGCUCAGCACAUUUAUAUGCCACCUGGCAGCUGCCCCUGUGCCCCCUGCCCUGUGAGCACCCCUCCUUCCUGUGCCGGUGGUUGCUUCCUCCGGUGGAUGUCCCCAGGCUGCAGGACACAGGUCCUCCAUAUUAAAUUGCCUUCCUGUCGCCUUGGCUACACCGACGCCAGAGCCAUGUGGAUCGUGCUGCUGGUCCUCAGCCUGGCUGCGGCCUUGUUUUCCCUGCUGGACGUCUGGUAUUUUGUCCGGGCUUUCCUGGCGGUCCUGAGGUCCCGGCUGCAGCCUGUUGUGAAAGAUCUCCUGAAGGAACACACCUUCUCCGGCCUGGUCCUGCCCCAUGACCUGGACUUCCUGCUGCACAUGAACAACUCCCGUUACCUCCGCGAGGCCGAUUUCGCCCGACUGUCGUUCUUCACCCGCAGCGGGCUCUUUGGGUCCAUACACUCCCUGGGAGCUGGGAUGGUGAUGGCGGCCUGCACGGUGCGUUACCGCCGCUCGCUCCGUCUCAUGGAGGCCUUUGAGAUACGCACGCGCCUGCUCUGCUGGGAUGAUAAGGCCUUCUACGUCGAGCAGCGCUUCGUGGCUCCGAGGGACGGCUUCGUCUGCGCAGUGCUGCUGAGCCGCCAGCACAUUAUCGGGAACUCCCCCGAUAAAGUAGUACAGAUCAUGUGUAAGAGAAAGGUGGAGUCUCCGGAGUUCCCAGACGAGGUAAUGCACUGGAUCGAUUACAACGACAACAACAGCCAGAAGCUGAGAGCGGAGAGCGGGAUAUCCGGCAACAACAAAGACCAGUGACGGAGGCGCUCCUGGUACCGUCCCCCCGUUACACUACACCCUGCUGAACCUGCAUACACCAAUGCAGCUAGUUUAGGAUUACCCAGUUCUAGAAGUGUUAGUUCUUUGCUCCAGAACUGUGCGACAAGUUCUGUAUCAUUCCUUUCAGUGAGCCUCAGGUAGAAUGGUGUCUGCUUUAUACCGGGUACCGUGUAAUAUUGUACGCGGGCUGGAAGAACCCCUCCUCCCGCUACGCUAUGAAGAAAUGUAUUUUGUAUUGUGUAUUUUAUUUAUUUAGGAACAAAGCAUGUGAAACAUCCAGCACACUGCAAUGCACAGCAUGGUAAACCUGCGACAUGUUACAUACGUGUGCAUUACUGCAUUUACAGUCACAACAUGUCUGGGGACCCUACUGGUGUAUUAUAAAGCUCCUAUAGGUGUAAAGUGCAAUGGGGGUCACCCCCGGCAAAUGUCAGCGCAAACACACCAUACUGUAUAUUACGUCACAGGUGGGCACAACCGCGCAUGCCUACGUGUAUGAUGGACCUGAAGAGAGAACUACACAACCUGUGGCAGUUACUCAAUCAUUGAUGACCCUAUAUAAUUGUAUAAUCAUUUUUAAAGGACGGAAUUGUUUAGGAAUAUUGGGGGUCAUUCCGAGUUGAUUGCUAGCUGAAAAUGUUCGCUGCGUUGCUUCGAUGACAAAAAACAGCACUUCUGCGCAUGCGUAUGCGGCGCAAUGCACACGCGCGACGUACUUUCACAACGGCCGAUGUAGUUUCACACAAGGUCUACCGAAGCUUUUCAGUCGUACUGGUGGCUGCAGAGUGAUUGACAGGAAGUGGGGGCGUUUCUGGGUGUCAACUGACCGUUUUCAGGGAGUGUUAGGAAAAACGCAGGCGUGGCAGGAAAAACGCAGGCGUGGCUGGGCGAACGCAGGGCGUGUUCGUGACGUCAAAACAGGAACUGAACAGUCUGAAGUGAUCGCAAGCGCUGAGUAGGUUUGAAGCUACUCUGAAACUGCACAAAAAAAUUUUGUGGCUGCUCUGCGAUCCUUUUGUUUGCACUUUUGCUAAGCUAAAAUACACUCCCAGUGGGAGGCGGCUUGGCGUUUGCACGGCUGCUAAAAACAGCUAUCGAGUGAUCAACUCGGAAUGACCCCCUUUGUUGGGGAAGGGGCACCAACUGCAGUGUGUGUAAUGAUAGGGGUACUUUUGAAUGUUAUUUAUUAUAUACUAGGGGGUAAAUUUACUAAGAUGGGAGUCCUAUUUAAGAUGGGAUGUUGCCCGUAGCAACCAAUCCGAUUCCAGGUAUUAUAUUCUAGAAGGUGCUAGGUAAAUGAAAGGUAGAAUCUGAUUGGUUGCUGUGGGUAACAUCCCAUCUUAAAUAGAACUCCCAUCUUAGUAAAUGUACCCCUAGGUGUGUUGGUACAAAUUAUCCAGAAAAUGGCACAGAAAAAUCUGGAUAUUCUGGGCUUGAUUCAGCGGUGGACUAUGCUGCGCCCGCUGUAACACCGGCUGUCUGAGUAAUGCCAGUGUCGGCCUUCCCCUUGUGUACGAGCGCGAGAUGCUUGGCGUGAGUGAGACGCCAGGUCCCUUGCAACUCUGCUAACGUUGGGCGUCUUUUUGUGCUUAAAAUGCAGCUUAGUCGCAGCGCAAUGCGACCAGGACGCACGAGGAGACUGUGCUGAGUAAUGUGAUAUAUGAUACUUGGGGUAUGGGUCAUAGGGUCGACAGUCAUUAGGUCGACCACUAUUGGUCGACAGUGACUAGGUCGACACCGGAAAUAGGUCGACACAGUCAUUAGGCCGACAUGAACAAGACCGACAUGGAAAAGGUUGACAUGAGGUUUUUUUUUCUGUUUUUGGUGUCGUUUUCAUCGUAAAGUGACGGGGAACCCCAAUUGGUGCAUCGUGUCCCUUCGCAUAGCUCGCUUCACUCGCCAUGCUUUGGUGCAAGGUGCCUCCCUCUGCUACCGCUGCGCUAGACACAGGUUACCGUUCCCAAUUGUAGUUCAUGUGGAUCAUAAAGUUUGAAAAAGUUCAAAAAAAGAAAAAAAAAUGUGAAAAACACGUCGACCUAAUACAUGUUGACCAAUAGUGGUCGACCUGAUGACCGUAUCCCGACACUUGUAUAUUGUGUGUGACUGAGUCUCUAUACGGAGCAGAACAGAACAGAACUUGCAUUGGAAAUUAGCUGUGGCUGCUGCAUUGUAGCACGUCGUGUACAGACUCAGAGACUCAGUCGCGCACAGAUACACAAGUGUCAUUCACAUGUAUCAGUCUCCUCGUGCGUCAUAGUCACAAUGAGCUGCGAGUGCGACUAGGACACCUUUUAGCCAAAAAAAAGAAGCAAAGAAGACGACCGGCGCUAGAAGAUUCUCACGCAACCUGGCGCAUGAAGAGGGGCUGAUUGGCGCAACUACAGCAAAAAUGUAUGGGACACAGCUUUAUUUUACUGUAUGACUGCCUGAUGUGGUUAUACUUUAAUAGUACACGCGCCCAUUGCUGGAAUAGCUCCUCCUUCCACCUCCUCGAUACGGUAACUCUAGUGGGUGCGGAGAACGGGAGUGGUGAAUUUUUUUCCUCAUCGCAAGAGAUUUUCUAUGAAACAGUUCCCGAGCAGCCUUACAUUUGCUGGAUGCCAAAGAUACAGACCUGUUUAAGUAACAAAGAUAUACAGUAAAGUGUGGCCGGUCUCCAUUCUGGGUGCCCCAGUCACCCCAUAGAUCAAACACUCUUAGGGGGAGAUUCAAAUGUUUGAAAAGUCAGUUGGGAGUCUAUCUAAUAGACAGGAAAAAACAGACACCCAACCGACUUUUCAAACAUUUGAAUUUCCCCCACAAUGUAUUAUUCUCCAGCCAUUGCUGCUGAGAGAUGUAGAGAAUUUUUAUUAAAUACAUUUUAAAGUGUCUAUUAAAUAGUAUUUAAUAUAUAUAUAAGGUACAUUGUAAUAUUAACAUGUAUCAGCAGUUUAGUUUUAAUUUUUCUUUCUAAACCUGUGCUGUGAAUCCUACGGGUAAGACGUAAAUAAGUCUGGUAAUAGAACCUUAUUCUUAUAUAUAUUUAUCACUGGGGCUGCUGGAUGAAAUGUACAGAUGGAGCCUCGGUCAUCUAGGCUUCUCUGCUACGCCAUGGAGCACCAAGGCUUAUUAGCAUAAUCCUUUCGUUUAUUGUUCUCAACUGCAAUACAAUACAGAGAGAACAAUACAGCAGGGGAUUAAGUCAUUACGGCAGGGGAUUAAGGGGGUCAUUCCGAGUUGAUCGCUCGUUGCCGAUUAUCGCAGCGCAGCGAUCAGGUAAAAAAACUGCAAAACUGGGCAUGUGUAUGCACCGCAAUGCACAGGCACGUCGUACGGGUACAAAGAGGAUCGGUGCUGGGCGAUGGAUUUAGCAAAGAUUACAUUCGCACAGCCGAACGCAAGGUGGCAACUGACCGUUUUCUGGGAGUGUUUGGUAAAAUGCAGGCGUGUCCAGGUAUUUCCAGGGUGGGUGUCUGACAUCAGUUCCGGGACCAAAAAGACUGAAGUGACUGCAAGGGCUGAGUAAGUCCAGAGCUACUCAGAAACUGCACAAAAUGUUUUUGCUGCGCUCGGCUGCACAGGCGUUCGCACACUUGCAAAGCAAAAAUACAAUCCUCCAUGGGCAGCGACUAUGCGUUUGCACAGCUGCUAAAAGUAGCUAGCGAGCGAUCAACUCAGAAUGACCCCCUAAGUCCAACACCACUGGCUCCAUCUGUAAAUACCAUUAUUAGGUCUCAGUGGAUGGAGGGGGGGGGGGGAGCGGGCAGUGGGAGCAAACCAAACUAGCUGAUAUUUGAUUUUAGGUAACCAAAGCAUCUCCCAAACACAGGAGUACCAACAUUUUAUUUCUGUAGUAUGUAUUGCUGUACGUGCCUGCUGGAUACGCUUUUAAAAAGGAAUUUCCAUGUUAAAUAUAUUUAUGCUUAAUCUCCUUAAAUCCAAACAAGUGAAGGUUUGAUAUAUUUAGUAGCAGUAUGUAAGUGUUGACUUCUGCCGGUCACCUUCAGCGACGCUUGGAACUCGCCGCGGCAGCAGAUCUGACGAAGUGUCUCUUGGGUUCUAAUUACAGACGUUACGGAAAAAGCUAAGCAGGGCCAAAGGUUAACCGUCGAGGUCCUGGCUUAUUAUAACGACUGAUGGACCCCUGACCAAAAAACAUUUAUAGCGAAGGGAGGGGAUUGAGCAAAAUUCAUGUUUACAUUUGAAAAUCCCUUUAAAUUGAAUUGGUAUAAAUAGUGCAAUCAUGCUGUAACCACUAGCAACCAGUCUAAUAGUUUUCUUUAUUGGUGUAAAUUGCACUUGUCUGAUACAAAGCUGUUAGUGAAUUGGUUGCGAUGAGAGACAGUGACUAUGUGAUAUUUGUUGUUAUUAAAAACGCUUUUGGUAUUUCAUUUGUAUACAUGCCCCUUGUGAAGCGGGUACUAUAACUGGUAUAUAAAUCUUGAUUGUGUAUCUGAGCAAGAUCAAUAGAGUGAUAUAGAAACUAUCCCUGGGCGGCUUAAUGUAAAUGCGCAGAGCGCACCACUGGCUGGCUGUCCAGAAAGGGACAAAACACUUUUCAUAAAUUGGCAAAUAAAGGGAAUAAAAAUAAAAAUCCUGAAAGCGAAUUAAUAAGAAAAGUUUACAAGUUGCAUUUCACCAAAACGUUAAACGAUAUCUCCAAAAAUUGAAUGUAUAUCGGAUUAUUCUGUUUUAUUGGUAGACGAUAAAUGAAACAAAAUUUGCACUGGAGACGAAUGCGAUCAAGAGAUACUUUUCUAGAAACCCGAGGUCUGAAGCAAGCGAAACGCGUUAGCCGGAUCCUCUUGUUAUUUAUCGGAGCAAUGUGCCUGCACUGUGCACAGUAUGUUGUGCGCUGAAUUACACAGGACGUGUAGGUACAUAAGCUCGUCUUAAGGGAAAACUGCACUUGUUGUUUUUUUGGUUUUUUUUAGCAUAGGGGUUAAAUGAGCAUAUAGCAAUAGAGAACUGAAGGGUGUAUAUCCCCUGCCCUAUCUGUCGGCAUCUUCUGUAUACACCCUUUUAUUAGAGUUUAUAUUGCUGGUCCUGAUGCUCCCGCCAUAUUUGGUGGAUCUGUUGUGCUUCUGGAUGAGCAUGGCGGAUCCUAAUACAGCAGUAUGAAAAUGCGUCAGUGUCAGUAUAGCCGACCGUCUGGAAGAUGGGCAGAGCGUCUGUUCGGAUGAAGCAAGUGAUAUACAUAUGUGUCCUUGUACAUCCAGUGAGCCGCCAGGGCCCGUGCAGCUCUGCUAGCGUCAGGCAUCUUUUUUGCUGAAAAGUGCGUCUUUGUCGCAGCGCAAUGCAGCUAGAACGCACGAGUAGACUGCGCUGAUUAAUGUGAUAUGACACCUGUAUACUGUGUGUGUGUGACUGAGUCUGUAUAUGGAGCAGAACAGAACUUGUAUUGGAAUAAAGCUGCAGCAGCUACAUUGUAGCACGUUGUGUACAGAUUCAGAGACUCUGUCGCACACAGAUAUAAAGUGUCAUAUAUUAUCACAGUUUCCCAGUGCGUCCUAGUCAACUAAGACGCAUCUUUGGCAAAAAAUAAUACGCCAAAUGUAAUAAGAUUCUCGCGUGACCUGGCGUGCCAAGAGGAGCUGUUGCCAUGACUGGCGCAAAAAUGUUUGAGUACAUUUCUGUAUAUGCAUUAUAGACAUUUUAUAAUAGGAUUCCAGAUAGGAUAGGGGGUUAUAUUGGUAAGUGCAAGUGAUGUAGUCGAUGAUGUCACUACUAUUCUGAUGCUUAUUCUCACUGAAGCCAGUUAUUGUUGAGUGUAGGGGUAAUGUCAGGUGGCUGCGAUUUAACGGCAUGUACGGUAGUAACCCAAAUGUCAGGAUAUAGCUGCUGGGGGAUCAAGAUAUGAGAUGUAAUGUCGCAGAAUAGGCUGCACCUGAUUGGAUAGGUUCUCUCGUCAUCCAAUCAGGUUCUGACUGAACUGUAGCUCCUCCUACCUAGGGUACCUCUUUGAUACUCUCAUCAUCAGGACUCUCCCAUUGUGGGGAGACUCUAACUCUGGAGAUAGCAGUGGGGGCCUGAGUUGGGGAGGGCCACGGACGGCGGGGCUUGUGAUUGGGUGGAGUUCUCCUUCAUCUGCACUUAAAUAUAAACCACAUGUAAUGAAUGGGAGUGUCAGUAAGAACUGGAAGUUCUCAGACAAAAGAUGCAAGGAAGGCACAAUUGCGUCCAAUCAGGCCCUAUGAGGAGGGAUCCCUCCCCCCUCAACAGACCCCACCCCCUCAUCAGACUGCACCCUCAGGGCUGCUUCCAUAAAUUUCCCUGGCUGGUUUUCCAUCCCAAUCUGCCUCUGGAAGUCUUUAUAUAUUGCGCAAAUAAAAUCUAUAUAUAUUUUGCUAGGAAGUCUCUAUUUUCCCACCUGGCUUACUAAGCGAAUGCUGUCAGGUUGCUCCUGGUUUCCGAGCUUUAAUUUGCAAAAAACAUUUAGUAUAUUUUGAGCAACAAAGGGAGGUGAGGACGGGUGCGAUGUCUUAAUUAGGAGCAUUGUGAUGUUAGUUGUGUAUUGCAUUGUGGUUUUGGUUCUUGAUUUAUUUGCGCUCACCUGUGGCGUAGCCCUUCUGCCAGUGGCCUACCGGCCUGCACACAAAGCCUGGCAGCGUCGUGACUGGGGAGGAUGAGGGGACGCCCAGGAGGCGACUGAUGAAGGUUUCAAAAUAAGAAUAAUAGUCUGCGCACCAUGAAAGGCCCUGUAUCCUACUCCAGGACAGUAUGCGUCAUCAGUGACUAGAACAGCCAAACUUUCACAAUCAUAUAAGCAGAUUAGUUACCCAAAGUAUGGCAAGUAUGUCGCCCGAUGCAAUGAACGACGUCACAUCUCAGCACAAAAUACUCCAGAUGCCACUAAUUCUAAUAAUGUCUCAACAAGGAUACAGGGUGGCUGACUGGGCGGGUGUGGCUUUGCCGGAGUGAGGGCCUGGUUUGGGUGGACUGAAGCCAGGGUUUGGGUAAAGUUCAUUUAAUCUUAAAUGUUGGCGCAAACGUAAUUGUUGUACAUGAUUUCCUGGGUGCACGCGAGCCAGGGAAUAAUGUAGGAAGACGUUGGGAUAAUAUGAUUAGUAAAUUUCCGCCAGGCCGUGUCACAAUUAGACUGGGCUGUAUUUAAGAAAAAAAAAAACUCAACAAUUUUUCCAACUACGUAGAUUUGUUUUUUUUGUUUUCUUAAGCAUAAUGUUUAAAACGUUUUGGCUUCUGAAGGAACAAGCAACUUUUAUUAUCCCAAGGCUCCUAUACCGUACCUGCGUUAUCUUAUGACAGUUUUGUAUGUUUAAUCGUCAUGUUAGUACAUGUGACUCUACAUCCUCGUCUGUGUUUGUUUUGCAGCUUUACUCUGCGCUCUUGAAACAAAAUGUUUGCAUUACAUUAUAUAAAAUACCUUGUCACUUUUUGGCGCCAUGUUCUUUAUGUGUUAUUUAUUAAAUGACCUAUAUCACCGCUGGA
Molecule: messenger RNA, 8330 nt
Organism: Pseudophryne corroboree (corroboree frog)
Lineage: Eukaryota; Metazoa; Chordata; Amphibia; Anura; Myobatrachidae
Gene: THEM6
Product: thioesterase superfamily member 6
Exons: 3
Coding region: 102-881 (259 amino acids)
Source: RefSeq, a predicted model, not a curated record